Messenger RNA from Amoebophrya sp. A120, 1113 nucleotides. NCBI's taxonomy places the organism in Eukaryota, Dinophyceae, Syndiniales, Amoebophryaceae. The record is from the annotation of a GenBank genome assembly.
GUUUGGAAUUACUAAAAGGCGGAGCGAGAAAUCGUGCGCUCGCAAGCUCGGGAACACGAACCACUUCUGCAAGUGCAGAAGAGAUGAAAACAAGCAGCCCGAAUCUGGACGAGACGGCCCUUCUGAUGCAGCAGCGGCUGCAGUCCGGGUACGCUGUGGACAGGCCGAACUUGCAAAUUCUGGUCUUUGACGAUGAGAAAGAGCAUUGGUUUGCUUUCCAGAAGGAAAUGCACGAGAAAAGGCUAGAAUCUCCUUGGUCCUUUCGGAGAAUUUUUCGCCCGCACGAGCAGCUCGCGGCAACUUUCAAGACAGCUAGAUGCCCUCAGGUGAAGCGCACGGCCUCGCGGGUGAUUUCGCUGCAGCUUGACUCCUCAACAGACUUUUACUCUGGCCCGGAGACCGUGGGCUUGCGCGAGCGCUUUCAGCCGCGCACAUGGCGGUUCUAUGCGGUAUUUUGCCAGGUCAAGCAAAAAGAAGAAACGUCUUCAGAAUCACUGGUUACACCAGGGCAAGGACCACCUCACCCAGAGAGGAACUCCCCCGUGGCCUCGUACCCCCUGCGAGUUCGCCUCCAUCUAAAACACGUUUUGCGGGGGUGGCAGGAGGAGCUGUCUAUGACGGAAAUGAACCUGCCUUAUGUGUACAUAAUCGCGGUGGUUGCGCAUAUCCUGCUGUGCUUUCGGGGUAUGCAAUGGCUUAACAAAGAGAUGUCAAAUGUGUUUACGUCGCCGAGAGAAGCCAACUCAUAAAAUGCAGGACGGGAUUCCUCUUACCGCACGGCCGUGCUGCAGGAAGUCAGUGUCGGGGCCACGUCUGGUACGUCGUCAACGUCCGCGUUUUCCGUGAGGAUGCAGCCUGCGGGCGCGGAGGGUUCAUUUUCGGCGCAGUUCAAAGCGUACUUCGCAACCGUCUACCGGUCGACAAAAGCCUCCGCAUUAGGCUUCAUGUUUUACCCGGUAACAGCGCUGACGCUUAGCAUGAAGUCCGUUUUUUGCUACCUGCUGUGGUAUGCUUACGUGGUCUUUGUGUUGCCACUUCCUGCUUCUUCGGGGUCGGGAUUCGAGAGACGAGCAGAAGAAGGCGCGACUGGAACUGCUGUUGCGCCUCGUGCAG